AUGCGGAUUUCGAUCACGCAGUUCAUGCGAUGGACAAAUCCAGUGAGAAAUGUGGUGAACGGCAAGUGGACGACAACGCAUUACACAGUCAAGGAUCGUUCGAGUGAUCCUCGUUGGAGGGAUAUAGACAUGUCAAGAGAGAGUGAUCAGUACGAUGUAGUGAUAGUUGGUGCAGGACCGAGUGGGCUUGCAGCAGCAAUAAGGCUGAAGCAAAAUGCGGAAAAGGACGGUAAAGAAGUUCGUGUUUGUGUUGUGGAAAAGGCUCCUGAAGUUGGUGCUCAUAUAUUGUCCGGAGCUGUGAUCGAAACCUGGGCGCUGGACGAGUUGUUUCCAAAUUGGAAAGAAAUGGGUGCACCGGUUCACCAAAAAGUUACAUCGGAAUCGGUUAGUCUUUUAACAAAGAACUCGCGCAUUCCCAUCCCUGUGUUUCCCGGAAUGCCACUCUACAAUGUCGGCAAUUAUAUUGUUCGGCUUGGUCAUGUCAUACGAUGGCUUGGAGAGCAGGCUGAAGCAGUAGGUGUCGAGAUUUGGCCCGGAGUAGCUGCUUCUGAGAUAUUGUACAGUGAAGAUGGAAGCGUGAAAGGCGUUGCAACGAACGAUGUUGGAAUCGCUAAAGACGGCUCUCCGAAGGAUGGUUUCGCUCGGGGUAUGGAACUUCAUGGAAAAUGCACAAUAUUUGCGGAAGGUUGUCGCGGACAUCUUACAAAGCAAAUACUGAAGAGGUUUAAACUCAGUAGUCAUGCAAUGUCGUUUGGUAUUGGAUUAAAAGAACUAUGGCAACUGGAUCCAUCCAAGCACAGACCAGGUCACGUUGAGCACGCUUUAGGGUGGCCAUUGACAAUGGAUCAGUACGGUGGUUCCUUCAUGUAUCACAUGAUCGAUGAAGAAUUGCCGCUUGCGUCAGUUGGCUAUGUGGUGGCUCUUGAUUACAGAAAUACAUACAUUAAUCCUUAUAAGGAGUUCCAACGGUGGAAGACACAUCCGUCAAUCAGUAAGUAUCUAGAGGGAGGCAAACGAAUAGGUUAUGGCGCUCGUGCUCUAAACGAGGGAGGAUUCCAGUCGAUUCCAAAACUUGUUUUCCCUGGCGGUUGUCUUGUGGGGUGUACUGCUGGUCUUCUCAAUGUUGCGAAGCUGAAAGGAACUCACACAGCUAUGAAAAGCGGAAUGCUCGCUGCAGAUUCGAUCUAUCCUUUACUCAGUGAGGAAACCUCUUGUGCGUUUGCCCUGUUAUUUUCAACUCAUUCAUUUCAUCCUCAUUUCUACGUUGUUUUAGGUAUCACUCCUGCUUCCUACCAGAAGGCAUUUGAAAGCAGUGGUAUUUAUAAGGAGCUUAAAACAACUCGCAAUGUUCGUCCUUCUUUCAAUACUUUUCUUGGUUGGUUUGGUGGUUUGACGUAUAGUGGAUUGUUCUACGUAAUCGGACGCGGUGUAGAGCCAUGGACGCUUCAUCACGGAAAGGAAGAUAACAAAAAACUGAAGAAGAAAGAAGAUUGCAAACCAAUCGAAUAUCCAAAGCCGGACAACAAGAUAUCUUUCGAUUUAUUAACAUCCGUUGCGCUUACCGGUACUAAUCAUGAGGAGAAUCAACCAGCUCAUCUUACUCUCCUAAAUGACGAUGUUCCCGUGAACGUUAACCUUAAUGAAUAUGAUGGACCAGAACAACGGUUCUGCCCUGCUGGUGUGUACGAAUACGUUCAAAGAGAAGACAACCCAUCAAAAAUGCGACUACAAAUCAAUGCGCAAAACUGCAUUCAUUGCAAGACGUGCGAUAUCAAAGAUCCUACUCAGAAUAUAAAUUGGGUGACUCCUGAAGGAGGGGAAGGACCAAAGUAUUCUGGUAUGUGA
Messenger RNA from Angiostrongylus costaricensis, 1845 nucleotides. The record is from the annotation of a GenBank genome assembly. Lineage: Eukaryota; Metazoa; Nematoda; Chromadorea; Rhabditida; Metastrongylidae.